Messenger RNA from Fusarium oxysporum Fo47, 1428 nucleotides. RefSeq lists its product as uncharacterized. The record is from RefSeq and is a predicted model, not a curated record. The transcript has a single exon. NCBI's taxonomy places the organism in Eukaryota, Fungi, Ascomycota, Sordariomycetes, Hypocreales, Nectriaceae. Bases 10 to 1428 code for a protein of 472 amino acids.
UCGAGAGUUAUGACUUCUUCUACGAGCCAGAAGCCUUUCUUACUCGCUCUCCCUCCAGAGAUCCAGAGCCAGAUAAUCUCUCUUCUUGCUGAUUCGACUGAUUUCAAAUCCGUUCAUUCACUUCUAUUUUCGUGCAAACAACUCUACGCAAUUGCACUACCUUUCUCAGUCCAAACAUUCUGCGACAUCCCGAGACCUGAAUUGCCGAAGAAAGGCUCUGUAGUUCGCUCCCGCAUUGUGCAGUUUCUUUCAUACGUUUCAAUCAUCAAGCCAGAGCUUGCCCGACACGUUCGCACGAUUAGACUCCAUGAUUGGCUGACCGAUCACUUUUACAAAGGAACGGUUCACAUCGAUGCCAAUGAUGUGAUCUUCUAUAAGCAAUUGAUUCUCAAGAUAUUGCCUGAGAAGCUAGGAUAUGAUACGCAUUGGAGUAGCCGAUGGAUUUGGGCCCUGGAAACAGGAAUCGAAGAUGCCGCGGUGGCUCUUCUACUUGCUGUCUGCACAAAGGUCAAGAAUUUGACAUAUGGCCACCCUUGGAAUCCAAAUUGCUUCUAUAUUAUCCUUAUAGCUGCCUAUGGAGGUUGCGGAAGAAGACGUGUCAAACUUCCCCCGAGUCAGUUGCUUACCAGGUUGAAAAAUGUUAAGCAUGAAUCAUAUAAUCGCGAGGAAGGAUAUCGCCAAUUUUAUGAUCACGCAAACCAGUUAUUCCGCAUCCCUAGCAUUCAUUCAUACGAAUGUGUUGGGGCAAGAAGCCCUGAAAUGGAUGAGUUUGACCUAGACCCAAUGGAUGAAGGAUGUUCAAACAUUCAGUCAAUCAUCUUACGAGAUAGUUGGUGCGUAGGUCCAGCCAUUCGCUCUUUAAUCGGGGCGUGCAAGGUCCUUAGGAAGUUCAUAUAUACACACGACUUCCAAAAAAAGUACCUUGGUGACGAAUUUGAAGCAACGGCUCGGGAUAUAAUGGAAUCGCUAUUGCCUCAUGAUGAUAGCCUGGAAUAUCUUCAUAUUGAUUUGACUGAAGCAGUUCGCACGAGCUCUGGCCCGCCCGGACCACGAGAACGAUUGUAUAUGGGUGCUGAACUGCGACAGAUGCACAAGUUGAAGAGCCUCAUUUUAGGCUCUCAGAGUGUCAGUGGGCUUCUAGGUAAUGGAAAGGUGAUUUACUACACAGAGGAUGCAUCUAUAGAGGCUCCAAAGGUUGUUGAAUGUAUUCCAGAACACUUGGAGUAUCUUGAGAUUCAUAGCUGUGGAAGGAACAUCAUUAACCAGCUCGAGGAGUUUCUGGGCACGCUGAUCCACCCAGAUCGGUUCCCCAACUUGUCAUCAGUCAAGUUAAUUUUCAACGAGAAUUGGGCAAAUGAAGAAGAGAUAAAGAGCCUUGUUUCGGAGAGAGAUGGCCUAGCACUGGAGGUCGUUCGGCGUCAGUUAUAG